AUGACUAAGAGCUCAAUCACGUCGAAGGCGAUUAGGGCGAGCCGUCGAGUCCAGGGUCUGGAAGUUAGCCCCGAGGGGGAUACAGGUACCUUAGGAGUUAACGUAGCAGGACCGUCAAACUCUGAACCAAACCUCAUUUCAACUAACGACCACCAAGAGGACGAUGACGAACAAUCCAAGACAGACGACGACACAAAUGAAUUAGGAGACCAGCCAGAACUCAACGAGAAAGGCCAACCAGAUCCAUCGAAAGAUAAGCGUAAACUGGAUCCCCCACAAAGCCAUAAUUACUCGAAUUUCAUCGGAAACGUUCCCAUUCCUUUCCCGGCAGAGACGAACCCUCUAUUCAACGCGACAAUCAGAGUUCCCAAAGGCAAAGAACGAGCGGAACGAUCCUCUUCCGAUAUAGACGACUUAGCAGGUGACUUUGUGGAUGACGAUUACGAAUCAGGAGGAACCUCAGACGAACUAGAAGUUGAAGAAUUAGAAGAUCACCAAGGAUCGUCCCCUUCCUUAGGAUCUUCAAACGGAGAGGAAGAACCAGACAGCUCAAGCUCCAGCUCCGAUUCAGACAGCGAAGGAAGCGAAGAAGAUUCGUCUUCAGAGAGCGGAUCAGAAGACUCAGAAAGAGAAGUAAAGAAAGAUAAGAAACGGAAACGCACAUCAAAGUUGAAGAAGAAACUAGAAGAUGCAAAGAAUGAAAUCAAACGUUUAGGCAAGAUAGCUAACAUUAAACCAUCGAAGGAGACUAAGAAAUCAAAGAGAAGAACGAAGAAGGAUACUGAGAAAAAGAAACGAAGCAAGAAGAAUGGAAUACAAGUGAACAUCGGCGUAAUUCCAAAGUCAGACUAG
Molecule: messenger RNA, 852 nt
Organism: Melampsora larici-populina 98AG31
Lineage: Eukaryota; Fungi; Basidiomycota; Pucciniomycetes; Pucciniales; Melampsoraceae
Exons: 2
Coding region: 1-852 (283 amino acids)
Source: RefSeq, a predicted model, not a curated record